Rhincodon typus (whale shark) is the source of this 1847-nucleotide messenger RNA. It is a transcript of the gene chrna6, whose product is annotated as cholinergic receptor, nicotinic, alpha 6. The transcript has 6 exons. NCBI's taxonomy places the organism in Eukaryota, Metazoa, Chordata, Chondrichthyes, Orectolobiformes, Rhincodontidae. Gene Ontology annotation, biological process: nervous system process; monoatomic ion transmembrane transport; signal transduction. Gene Ontology annotation, cellular component: neuron projection; postsynaptic membrane; synapse. Gene Ontology annotation, molecular function: transmembrane signaling receptor activity; acetylcholine-gated monoatomic cation-selective channel activity. The record is from RefSeq and is a predicted model, not a curated record. Bases 110 to 1591 code for a protein of 493 amino acids.
GCUUGUGCCCUGGCUGCAUGCAGUUGGAAAGUCCGUGUGAAGGUCUCUUCCGAACAGAACUACCCUGAGCGAUUCUUGACUACCAUCAUAUACAGUCGUUUCCGCACAGAUGACAACUGUUGGGAAACCGCAUCCAUUAAUCCUCAUUGUUUUGCCUUUAUUUAUGCAGGGUUGCUCUUCCUCCAAAGCGGAGGAUAGGCUGUUCCGGAAGAUUUUCCGCCGAUAUAACCAGUACAUCAGGCCGGUUGAGAAUGUGUCUGACCCGGUGACUGUACAGUUCGAGAUCUCCAUCUCACAGCUGGUCAAAGUGGACGAGGUCAACCAGAUCAUGGAAACUAAUCUUUGGCUGCGACAUAUCUGGAAUGAUUACAAACUGCGAUGGAACCCAGUUGACUAUGAUGGGAUUGAAUCUAUCAGAGUACCUUCUGACCACAUAUGGAAACCAGACAUUGUGCUGUACAACAAUGCUGUGGGAGAUUUCCAAGUUGAGGACAAAACAAAAGCAUUACUCAAAUAUGAUGGAACUAUUACUUGGAUGCCUCCUGCCAUUUUUAAAAGCUCCUGUCCAAUGGACAUCACCUAUUUUCCUUUUGACUAUCAGAACUGUUCGAUGAAAUUUGGAUCCUGGACCUAUGACAAAGCCAAAAUUGACCUUGCCAUCAUUGGGUCCAAAGUAAACUUGAAAGAUUUUUGGGAGAGUGGCGAAUGGGAGAUCAUUGAUGCUCCUGGAUAUAAACAUGACAUUAAGUAUAAUUGUUGUGAAUCAAUUUAUGUGGACAUCACUUACUCAUUCUACAUACGAAGACUGCCCUUGUUCUACACAAUCAACCUGAUCAUUCCUUGCCUAUUGAUAUCCUUUCUGACCGUGCUAGUUUUUUACCUACCUUCUGACUGUGGCGAGAAAGUCACUUUGUGUAUAUCUGUCCUCCUCUCCUUGACAGUAUUUUUGUUGGUUAUCACUGAAACCAUCCCUUCUACCUCACUGGUGAUUCCUCUGAUUGGUGAAUACCUAUUAUUUACAAUGAUCUUUGUCACUCUGUCUAUUGUUAUAACUGUAUUUGUUCUAAAUGUCCACUAUCGAACUCCAACUACUCACAUCAUGCCAGGGUGGGUGCGGAGAGUCUUCCUGCACUUCUUACCCAGAGUGAUGUUGAUGAGAAGGCCUUUAGAUGAAAAGCAAGCUGAAAACUCUAGGAGCAGACAAAAGAAAGCUAAGUGCCCCCAAACAAAUUGCACCAGCUAUAUGGAACAUGGUGACUUCAAGAUUAACAAAGACCAGUCAAAAUUCCCCUGCCAGCACUGCAAACAGCCCAGUGAUGAUGCUUCCUAUAACUUUUCCAGACACAUCAGCCCACAGUCACUAGAGACUCUGUUAGGUGUCUCACUCCUUUCUCCUGAAAUCCGACAGGCUAUAGAGAAUGUCAGGUACAUUGCAGAAAACACAAGGAGCCAAAAUGCUGCCAGAGAGGUGGAAGAUGAUUGGAAAUAUGUGGCAAUGGUAAUUGACCGAAUAUUCCUGUGGAUAUUUGUUUUAGUUUGUAUACUGGGAACUGCAGGAUUGUUUUUACAGCCACUGAUGGCUGCAGAGUAAAUCUAGUGUCUUAUUUCAAACCAGUGAAAUUCAUCGGUGUUAAGAUUCAGUGUACAUAACACCAGGGCCAUCUGUCACACCAGAACAUACAGAUAAUCAAACAUAGCAUGAGAAUGAAUAAUGAAAAACUGUUCCCUUGAAAUCUUUGUCUUUUAUACCAUGAAUUUAUUAGCUGUUAGCAAAAUAAUGAUUCUGUGACCUCUUAUGUGUAAAACCAUAAAUCACUUUUCACUGUUCUGUAUUAGAAUGCCAAUAG